AUGGACUCUAAAAUAUUUAUGCGAAGCAAUGCUAUAGCAUUGCUUCUUACUUUUCUUCUAAGCAUAUCAACUAUGCAAACAUCCUCAGCAGAUACCACCACCACCAAAAAUUCUAGCGAAACCUACACAAAUUACCUAAAAACGGCUUGCAAUUCUACCUUAUAUCCACAACUUUGCUUUGAGUCCCUCUCUCCUUACACCUCCACCAUCAAAACCAACGACCUCAAACUAUGCACCAAAGCAUUAACGGUGACCCUCAAAGCUGCAAGCAACACGUCAAAAUUAGUAGAAAGCUUAUCGAAGGAAAGCAACUUAAGCAAGACUAAAGCUGGUAUUAUUAAAGAUUGCAUUGAAGAAACGGGAGACUCCAUCGAUAAACUGAAGCAGUCUUUGAAGGCUUUAGGCAGCCUAAAUGGUUCAGCUGAUAUUCAUUUUCAGAUUUCUAACAUACAAACAUGGAUGAGUGCCGCGAUAACGGAAGAAAAUACCUGUACAGAUGGAUUUGAUGAGAGGAAGAUAAGUGAUGAAGUGAUGAGAACGAUCAGAAAGACUGGAGGGAUUAAUAUCAUAUAUGGUGGGAGUGGGACAAAUGGUGAAGAAAUGCAUCGCAUGGCCGGUGCCAUUGUUCAUGUGCAAAUGAGCCUAACCUCCGUUUAUGGGCCCAUCAAGGAUGUUGCACAAGGUCUAAGUUCUAAAAACAGCAAAAGAUCAGAGCAUCUAGCCCGACCCAGUUCCUAUCAAGGCCCAAUCUACCAUAGUCUCUUUCCAUUGUACCUCUAA
This is a messenger RNA of Dovyalis caffra, 780 nucleotides long. NCBI's taxonomy places the organism in Eukaryota, Viridiplantae, Streptophyta, Magnoliopsida, Malpighiales, Salicaceae. The record is from the annotation of a GenBank genome assembly.